Molecule: messenger RNA, 3350 nt
Organism: Dermacentor silvarum
Lineage: Eukaryota; Metazoa; Arthropoda; Arachnida; Ixodida; Ixodidae
Product: WW domain-containing adapter protein with coiled-coil homolog
Exons: 16
Coding region: 144-2069 (641 amino acids)
Biological process (GO): regulation of autophagy; positive regulation of TORC1 signaling
Cellular component (GO): nucleus
Molecular function (GO): chromatin binding; RNA polymerase II complex binding
Source: RefSeq, a predicted model, not a curated record
UCAAAAGCAUUGGCCCCGGAUGUGUCAUGGCGUCCAAUUAUGUGCCUGACGUUCUAGUGCUCUUAUGGUCCCGAUAAACUUCUAUAUAGGCUUUAAAAUACGUCAAUUUGCUGACCAUACAGUUCUACAUCGGCCUAGUAUUAAUGGUAAUGCAUGCAAGGAAACUUCCAAGGCUCAGCGAUGGGUAUUUUGACAGAACUCAGGCCCAUCCGUACGAGAACUCGAGCAAGUACAGCUCAAAGUCUAACCUUGGAAGUCGAUACAACGACAAAGUCCGUGAGUCGCCUUCAAAUGGUAGCCAUAGCCGGAUGGGUAGCCCAGACAGCCGACACAGCCCACGCUACCACAAAUCAUCGUACAACCAGAGGCUCAAAGAUCGAGAGAAAGACCAUGAAAGAGGGUACAUUAGGUACGUUCACGAAAGCAAGUACAAGAAUUCCUCAUCAGGGUCAAGCAAGUCACCAGCCUACAAGGACCGAUUCAGCAAGAAUUCAGCAGCAUUGGGCAGCAGUUCAAGCACCAGUGCAAAAGAUGUGCACUUGUCCAAACCUCGGCCAGUGGACACCACUACCCAUCGUACCAAUCACGAGAAAAGCCAUGUUGAGCAACAGCAGCAGCAGCAACAGCAGCAGCAGCAGCAGCAGCAGCCGCAGCUGCUGCAACAACAGCCACAGCUGCAGCAGGAACAGCCAGCGGAGUGUAAGGACAGGCGUCAGCAGGUGGGGGACUGGUCAGAGCAUGUCAGCUCAUCUGGGAAGAAGUACUACUACAACUGCAGGACUGAGGUCUCUCAGUGGGAGAAGCCCAAGGAGUGGAUUGAUUGGGAAAAACAACAGCCUGGCAGCAAUAGCAGUGGAGCCAGCCAGCCUACACCCACUGACCCAGGUGGGGGGCGGCCUAAGUCGCGCACACAGCAACGGACACCGACUUCCGUGGCUUCUCCAGCACCCACAACAGCUUCGGGUGCUACCACAGCUACUGUCACUACUUCCAACAGCAACAUCCAGCAGAACGAGAAGCAUUCCACUGGCAGCAGCAGUAGCAGUAGUAGCAGUAGCAGCAGCAGCAGCAGCAGCAGUAGCAACUCUGUGGUGUCUAGUUCGACCCGAGCUUACCAGCAGCCAGCAACAAGGCAACAGAAUGACACCCGCAAGUGUUUGCAGCAGCGCAACGUGGAUCCUCGAAAAGAUGCGCAGACACAGGACAUGGACAUUUCUCCACCAGGGGGAGGUGGGAACACGCCAAACAGUACACCUGAUCCAGCCCGCGCAGCACCCCCGAUGCUUCUGCCUCAGUCGCCAGUGACGCUUGCCCAGCUGCCCAAGAUGAUGUCGCAGCUGGCUGGCACACGUGGACUCCCCAAGCUGGAUGACAUGUCGCCGCAGGAAGCAUUUAGAACCAUACAGCAAGCUAUCCAGUUGACAAAACAGGCACAAAGUAAAAAAAUAAAGUGUUUAUUCAUCAGCUCAGGGCAAAGGCAUGACGGAGGAACUGGAGUGGCUGGAAUGACGGCUCAGGUGGAAUCGACCAAGGAGGCUGCCAGUUCAUCACCUUACCAGGGUUUGCACCCUGGCCGCAGCCUACCACCCCUGCAGCAGCAACUGGUGCCAGCUGACAAGCUCCUGGUAGAUGCAGACCGACGUGGUGCUUCACCUGGCUCUGACUACAGUGCUCACUCUGCCAGGUCGAGAGACAGCCCAACCUCCAGCGUGAGCAGUCUACACAGCCUCAGCGGCACAGGCUCGCUUGUAUCUGCUGUGCUCAAGCCCUCGGCCCCCAGCCUGACCCCAUCAUUGGCGAACUACUACAACGAGUCACUCAUUGAACAUGUCACAGGCUGGCAGGCCGACCAUGCUGAGCGACAGGCAAACCGGUACAGCGAGGAAGCGCACAGCUUAGGAAGUUUAAACUGCACACGAGUUUCGGCUGAGCUCAAAAUGGCCCGCUCUCUUGUUCGAUUGUCUGAAAUUCAAGCAACAGUACAAGAACAGAGGUCCCUAUUUUUACGACAACUAAUUAAGGAGCUGGAGGAGCUGAAAAGCCAGGUGAACUUUAUGUCUGACUCAUAGUGAGUUUAGGUCAAGUUUUAAGGAACCAAGUUGCCACAUGGAGCAACGCCGGCCGGACCCGGCGUGCAGCACCAGCAGCAGCCUGCCGAGCCACACCACCUCUUUUUUACACAGCGCCCGGUUUCGAGCAGUGCGCCCUCCCCAACCAGUCCUGCCGUCACAGCGGGGCGGUCGGCAUGCUCGCCAUUAUGCCGAGUUCGUCGUCAUCGGUCACGAGCGCCGAGUUCUGUACAUAACACACUUGACGGGAGAAAAAUGUUCUCAAAUAAAAAUUAGCCUCGUGGCCGCAUGCGCGGUGAAUAGCCACUCGGUGAUGCAAGGAGUGGUCUGGAUGUGCAUAGCCUUCCGUGUGCCUUGCACGCUUGUGGACAUUUUGGUAAUUUUGACAAAAGGCUGGCACAUCUGUCUGGCUGCCAUGUGUGUGUUGUACAUAUAAUGCGCAACCCCGGUCAUGCACGACCACUCUCCCGGGUUUCUCUGUUUCCUUUGUUGUAUAUUUCGAUAGCAUCUUGAAAAGGGGUUUCAGUCCUUGGCUGAAACCAGCACUUGCAGUGUACAUAACAUCUCUGUCUCUGCUCUGUGUGUGUGUGUUUUUUCAUCACUGCGCAUUGGGGUAACUGUACUACAUGGUUUUUCAUACUGGAGGUAUGCGGUUGAAGGAAUGGACAUUUAAUAAACUGACGUGUGCAAUGCUUUCUCAAUUCUGAUACUUGAGCUUGUCCCAUGUGUGGGAUGCUGGCGUACAGUGCACACCUUCUCUUCCUCUGCGUGUCCAUGCUGUGCAAAGCUGGUCGGGCUGUGGUUGGCAACUUAAAAACAUUGCACAACACACCAGCACUUUGAUUCUGCUAGCCAGUUGUUUUACGUUGCAACCAGGUGUGCGUCCAAAGAGACAGCCCAACAACCAGUUUUCUUGCUCUGUGCACUUUGUUGAUGGGCUCCAUUACUGUUUAGCCUGAAGCUGUGUUGUGUUCAGAGGUGCAGUAAGCCACUGCUGUAAAAGAUUAGUGCUUUCCAUUUCUUCCGUGUUGGGCCUCUUUUGUUGGACAAAUGGAGUAGCGCUGCUUUACAAAUGUCAAGAAAUGCCGAAUGACCUGUCUUUCCUUCUGUUUUCUUCAAGUGCCCACACCACAGAUUUGUGACAUACUGCUAAUGGGAUUGAAAGCAGGGGUACUUUUAUUUUCCUGGUGUCCAUACAUCUUUCCUUUUCUCGCCUAGGUGACAUUUAUGAAAAAUAUACAAUGCUUCAAAAGGAGUGUAAUAAACCGAGUUUGUUGCGCA